GGUGGGUGCAGACACACUCUGUUUGUGACACCUUGUAUUGGAGAGUGAGGGGGUGGCAGAGUUGGAGAGAGAGAAAGAGAGAGGGAGGGGGGGGUACCACUGGAUGGGUAGAUAAAGAGAGUGAGAGAAAGAGAGAGAGAGAGAGAGAGGGGGAGAGAUCAAAGCAGAGGAAGAGACAGAGGAGGAGAACGGAGGAUGGGAGAUAGCAGCACUGCAGCGAGAGCCAGCUCUCUGCCUUUGCAGCGUGUGUUUACUCCACUUUCCCUGAGAGCCGGUUAUCUUCCCUCUGCGUGAGUCAUGGAAGUGAUUUGCUGUAGGUGAGUGGAGCGGCAGCAGGAAGACGCUCUUCUGCCGGUGUGCGUCUCCACCGUGGGCAGGCUGCGCGUUUGUGUUUAUUUAUUUAUUUAUUUAUUUGUGGGAUCGAGGAUCCAUGCCAGCCCAGACAACAAGCAGAGGAAGCCUUCCCACAAACAACGCGCCGUGCAGCACGACCACACCAGCACGCAGUGAGAGACGUGAUCAUGAGGCUAAUGUGGAAGUCUGUGGACAAGAUGCGGUGCUUCAGGAAACGAUCCAUGCUCCCAUUCCUCGGCUUCCUCCUAACCUUUCUGCUCGUUUUCAACCUUUACUUGGAUGAUGGUUACGUGCUGGAGGCUGACAAAAGGCAGUUGGGUGAAGCGCUCAUACAUCCACCAAACUCCGAAAGAUACGUCCACACGUUUAGAGACUUGUUUAAUUUUUCUGGGACCAUUAAUGUGACGUAUCGCUACCUUGCAGGAUUUCCUUUACCACGCAAAAAGUACCUCACUAUUGGACUGUCAUCUGUCAAGAGGAAAAAGGGAAACUACCUUCUGGAGACGAUCAAAUCCAUCUUUGAUCAGUCCAGCUAUGAAGAACUGAAAGAGAUAGUGGUUGUGGUCCACUUGGCAGACUUUGACCUGGUCUGGUGUGAGAACUUGGUUCAGGAAAUCACCAGGAAGUUUGCUCAUCACAUCAUAGCGGGCCGCCUCCUGGUCAUCCAGGCCCCAGAGGAGUACUACCCAUCUCUGGACGGGUUGAAAAGGAACUACAACGACCCAGAGGACCGGGUCCGUUUCCGCUCUAAGCAGAACGUAGACUAUGCUUUCCUCCUCAACUUCUGCACGAACCUCUCUCACUUCUACAUGAUGUUAGAAGACGACGUGCGCUGCUCCAGGAACUUCCUGACGGCGCUGAAGAAGGUGAUCACCUCCAGAGAAGGCUCCUACUGGGUGAUGCUGGAGUUCUCCAAGCUGGGCUACAUCGGGAAGCUGUACCACUCCCGAGACCUGCCACGUCUGGCCCAUUUCCUGCUUAUGUUCUACCAGGAAAUGCCCUGCGACUGGCUCCUCAUCCACUUCAGGGGUCUGCUGGCCCAGAAGGACGUGAUCCGCUUCAAGCCCUCGCUGUUCCAGCACAUGGGCUACUACUCCUCUUAUAAAGGAGCAGAGAACAAGCUGAAGGACGACGACUUUGAGGAAGACUCCAUAGACAUUCCUGACAACCCCCCGGCCAGCCUUUACACAAACAUCAACGUCUUUGAAAACUACGACGCCACCAAGGCUUACAGUAGCAUUGCUGAUGAGUAUUUCUGGGGGAAACCUCCAUGCACUGGCGACUUCUUUAUCAUAAUCUUUAACAAGUCAACAAAAAUCAGCAGAAUUAAAAUUGUGACAGGCACAGAGGACCGACAAAAUGACAUUCUUCACCACGGAGCUCUGGAAGUAGGCCAGAAAUCUGUAGAAACUAAACAGGGGAGACAGUGCACGUCCUACAUCACAUUAGGGGAGUUUAAAGUGGGAAGCAUUGAGGUUUACAACGUGGACCAUAAGAUUGGCUUUGACAUUGAGUGUGUACGAAUAGUCAUCACUGCCAGUCAGAAAGAGUGGCUCAUCAUAAGAACUAUCAGUUUAUGGACCACACAACCUGUUAGUCAGUUGAAAAAAUAAAAAGGGUUUUAAAUGAUUAUGUGUUGAUAUGAAUACCGAUGUUAUGGGUUCAUUUUGGACAUGUGCCGUUUGGUGAAUUCAAAUCAAUCCAUAUUUUCUUGGGUUGUUUAGAGAUCUGCUGUAACUUUUCAUUAUGAUGUAUUAAAUGACGAAUGUGUACAGUAUGGACUGUUUCUACCUAUGUUCAUUUGCAGAAAACCUGUAUAUAAAGAUGUUGAUACUUG
Mugil cephalus (flathead mullet) is the source of this 2191-nucleotide messenger RNA. RefSeq names its product alpha-1,3-mannosyl-glycoprotein 4-beta-N-acetylglucosaminyltransferase C-like. The record is from RefSeq and is a predicted model, not a curated record. Lineage: Eukaryota; Metazoa; Chordata; Actinopteri; Mugiliformes; Mugilidae. Gene Ontology annotation, molecular function: acetylglucosaminyltransferase activity. The coding region runs from base 522 to 1967 and encodes 481 amino acids. The transcript is spliced from 5 exons. Gene Ontology annotation, biological process: protein N-linked glycosylation.